Messenger RNA from Lingula anatina, 2332 nucleotides. RefSeq names its product high affinity choline transporter 1-like. Gene Ontology annotation, molecular function: choline:sodium symporter activity. Lineage: Eukaryota; Metazoa; Brachiopoda; Lingulata; Lingulida; Lingulidae. Gene Ontology annotation, biological process: transmembrane transport; choline transport; acetylcholine biosynthetic process. Gene Ontology annotation, cellular component: plasma membrane. The record is from RefSeq and is a predicted model, not a curated record.
CUUUAGAUAAUUGCAUGUAAGGCCAUAAAACCAGUUGAGUGCACAAGAAAGUGAAUCCAUUCAAAUUUAUUUGCAAGUCUGGGGGUUAUUUUUGUGGGACAAAAAUGCGUAUACGUGCUUCAAGAUAUAAAAUUUGCAUCACUGAAAGAACUUUUCAAAAAGUUGGACGCAGUCGGACGUAAAUCGCAACUUUAAGUGACCCAGCCUCGUUAAUUCAAAAGCCUGAAGUGCGCAGAGGUCGUUGUUCGAAGAAGAGACAUCCUGUCUCAUCACAGUCGGCAACUAGAUACUCUGAGUCGUAAACAUUACCGUUAUCAGCAAGUUAUAACGACGAAACUCUUCGCUGAAGACUGUUACAGAAUGGAAAUUAAUGUGUGGGGACUGGUUGCCAUAGUGAUUCUCUAUGUCGUCAUAUUCAUCAUUGGGAUUAUCGCCGGUCGUAAGGCAAAAAGGAAAGGCAAGCAGUUGGAUAGUGAGGAGCUGAUCCUAGCUAAUCGGAACAUCGGACCCUUUGUUGGGAUUUUCACCAUGACAGCCACAUGGGUAGGCGGUGGCUACAUCAAUGGUACGGCGGAGGAGGUGGUAAAGAAUGGUUUGGUUUGGUGCCAGGCGCCAUGGGGAUAUGGUCUGGCUCUGGCCGUAGGUGGCUUGUUUUUCGCCAAGCCGAUGCGAGAGAGCGGAUACAUCACGAUGCUCGACCCAUUCCACGAGAAAUAUGGCCCUGUAAUGGCGGCUCUUCUAUACAUUCCGGCUCUUAUUGGAGAUCUCCUGUGGGCCGCCGCUAUUCUGGCAGCAUUAGGGUCGUCGUUGACGGUCGUCAUUGGUCUGGACAAUACCAUUUCCAUUGUGGUCUCGGCCGCCAUAGCUGUCCUGUACACAUUAAUGGGCGGACUGUAUUCUGUGGCGUAUACAGAUGUGGCACAGCUCCUCUUCAUGAUGUUCGGGCUGGUCCUUGCCUUCCCCUUCGCUAUGAAACACGAGGCGGUGUCGGACAUAGCAGUGACAGCCCCUGACUGGUUGGGGUCUAUUGAUGUGGACAACACGGGCACAUAUCUGGACUCCGCCAUGCAGCUCAUCAUGGGUGGUAUCCCAUGGCAGGAAUACUUCCAGAGAGUAAUGUCGUCUAGGACAGCACGUCAGGCUCAGUUGAUGUCCUGCAUGGCCGCUUUUGGUUGCAUUUUAUCAGCUGUACCGCCGGCUAUUAUAGGCGCAAUUGCCGCCUCUACUAACUGGACCAUGACCGGCUACUACAGGGACUUCAACUUGACCAGCGUCCCUCCAGAAGAGUACAAGAACCUUCUGCCCCUGGUCCUGAACUACCUGACUCCGCCCGUGGUCUCCUUCUUCGGCCUGGGCGCCGUGUCUGCCGCCGUGAUGUCUUCCACGGAUUCCAUUAUUCUGUCCAUGAGCUCACUGUUUGCCCACAAUGUGUACCGUCCACUGAGGCAAUUUUUGGGAUGCGGGAGGAAGGCGUCUGAACGCGAAGUGACAUGGGUGUUAAGGAUAUCAGUGGUUGUGUACGGUGCUCUGGCCACUUUAAUGGCCAUCACCAUGAACUCCGUGUACGCGCUGCUCUUCAUCUGCUCGGACGCUAUCUACGUUAUCUUGUUCCCGCAGCUGACCUGUGUGCUGUUCUUUAAGAAGUGCAACGUGUAUGGAUCCGCCAUUGGCUACGUGUUAGGCUGGAUUCUUCGUCUUGGAGCCGGAGAGAGUACUUUUGGAAUCCCAACGUUUAUAUACUUCCCUUGGUAUGAUUACGAAAACAACAUCCAGCGUUUCCCUUUCAAACUUUUAAUUGUCAUUAUUACUUUCCCCACAAUUAUCUUGUUCUCAUUACUCUUCGACUUACUCAUCAGAAAAGAAAUAAUCCCCGAUUUCCUGUCUUGUUGUCUGGCGGAAACUGAAGCAGACGACACGUCCAACAAGGAGCGGGAAGGAACCAAAGAUCUUUCAGAACGGGAAACCAAAGACAUACAUAAACCUAGAGACAGUGACGUAGUAGGUUUGAGAUUUAGAAAAAUGGACACAGCCGACGUAGAUUUUCAUUUUGAAGACCCCAAGCGCACGUCUGGGAUUUGGGAAAUUAGAACUCCGGCAGCCGUUGAGGGACGGGAAGCCAUGACUCUGAACAGUGAUAACGCAGGCCGAGAAAGUGGCACCGCGGAGGUACCCUCUACCAGGAUAUCAGAUUGAUUUUUUUUGGUCACUAGAUAUUCACAAAUAUACCUCUGGUUUAUUCAUGAUUCUAUUCCCUGCUGUGUGGGGCUUUAAAACAUAAUCUCUUCUUCUGAUUGUGAUAUUUGGCGAUAAAUAAAUAAGCUUUAUUACAUUU